This is a messenger RNA of Gordionus sp. m RMFG-2023, 6640 nucleotides long. RefSeq names its product activating signal cointegrator 1 complex subunit 3-like. The transcript is spliced from 36 exons. The record is from RefSeq and is a predicted model, not a curated record. Gene Ontology annotation, molecular function: ATP hydrolysis activity; nucleic acid binding; ATP binding. The coding region runs from base 37 to 6558 and encodes 2173 amino acids. Lineage: Eukaryota; Metazoa; Nematomorpha; Gordioida; Chordodea; Parachordodidae.
GAGUCCUUUAAAAUAUUUAAGAACCUAAAGGAUAAUAUGUUUGAAUUUGAGAUUGAUGAACUAGGUUUAUUAAUUUAUGACCAGACUAAGUUACUUCCUAAUAUUUUUGGCUCAAAUAUUCGAUUUGAGAAUUUUAUUAUUAAAAAUAUUCAUGAGUCAUCAGAUUCAUCUGAUGAAGACAUUGGAUUUUCUCUAAAAUAUAAAACAAAUAAAACCCAAACUAACAUAUCUGGAGAGAAUGAUAUUGAUAAAAUUUAUACAAAAAUGAUUAAUUGUCUCAACAAAGACAAUGUAGGCAUCAAGCAUAUUAGGGAACUAUUACUUAAUCUAUUAAACUCUAGAAAAAAUGAGAAUGAACUACAGACUGAGAUCCUUGAUUUAUUAGGAUACAAUCAAUUUGAAUUAGUUAUUGAUAUAUUUAAAUUCAAACCUCAAUUACUAACUCUGUUGAAAGAUGAAAUAUAUGAAGAUAUUGAUAUAAAUGAUAUAAAUAUUCCACUUGAACCAUUGCCUACAAAAUCCAAAAUUAGACAUCCACCAAUAGCCCCUCAAGUUAUUGUCCAGUCAACAUUUGAGAUAAAUAUGCAAAAACAAAUUGAAAAAGUGGCCAAAAAGUUAGCUAAAAAAAAGAAUUAUGACAAAAAUUAUGACACCUUCAAUGAAUAUAAUCUUAUUCAAGAAAAACAAGAAAUUUUAAAUGAAGCCAAUCAACAACCUUUAUUUUCUAUUACAACACAAGAUUCUGUUUAUGGUACAUCCUCAGAAAAAUUGCCAUAUGUAUGGGAUAGCUUGAGUGAAGCAAAAGAAACCUCAUCUUUUAUAUCUGGGAAUAAACUUAAUCUACCUGAUGGUUCUAAAAGAAUUCAAAAUAAAUUUUUUGAAGAAAUCACCAUUCCUGCUGAAAAUAGGGAUGAAGAUUUUUCACAUAUUAAGAUUCCAAUUUCCAGUCUUGACUUGAUAGGAAAAUUAGCAUUUUCUGGUGUAAAAUCUCUCAAUCCAGUGCAAUCUAUUGUCUUGGAUGCAGCUUAUUAUUCUCAUCAUAAUUUACUUGUAUGUGCCCCUACUGGUUCUGGUAAAACAAACAUAGCACUACUCACCAUCUUAAAUCUCAUAAAACAAUAUUCCCAAAUGGAAAAUGAUUAUAUACCAGAGAAAGCAGAUGAAAAUGAUACUAUAGAUCCCGCAAAAAUAUCGAAUCUUGUGGCCAAUCUCGAAAAGGAUAAGUUUAAAAUCAUAUACGUGGCACCCAUGAAAGCCCUCGCGGCUGAAAUGGUCGUUAAUUUUAGCACUAAAUUAGCUCCUUUUGGGCUAAAAGUCAGAGAACUCACUGGAGAUAUGCAACUUAACAAGAGAGAAAUACUUGAAACGCAGAUGAUAGUAACAACACCUGAAAAAUGGGAUAUUAUAACAAGAAAAAAUACCGGUGAUGUCGCUUUAAUUCAAUUGGUCAAAUUGCUUAUUAUAGACGAAGUUCAUUUGUUACAAGAUAACAGGGGGCCCGUCAUAGAAGCCAUAGUAGCUCGGACUCUAAGACAAGUGGAAACGAUGCAAAGUAUGAUACGAAUAAUCGGGCUCUCUGCUACCCUGCCAAGUUACUUACACGUAGCACAAUUUCUUAGAGUCAAUCCCUACAAGGGCCUCUUUUUUUUCGACGGCCGUUUUAGACCUGUUCCAUUGACUCAGAGUUUUAUAGGCGUUAAAAAUGUUGGUAAUAGCACAUUCGAACAAAGGAAAGAAAUGGACCAUAUCUGUUUUGAAGAAGUCGUCAAGAGGUUGAAUCGGGGUUUACAGAUAAUGGUAUUCGUACACGCCAGAAACGCCACGUUAAAAACCGCUAUUAACCUUCGAGAAAUCGCCUCCCGCACCAACAAACUACACUUGUUUAGCCCUUCUUAUAAUGACCAAAAUAGCUCGGAACAUUCAACAGUAUUAAAUGUUAAUAACGAUGAUAAUGAAAGAGCAAGAGCUAGAAAAAACGCAGGUAAACUAAUCUCUAACCUUCAUUUCAAGGAAAAGAGGCUUAGAGAACUCGUGGAGGUCGGCCUGGGAUUUCAUCACGCGGGUCUCAUGCGAAGUGAUAGGAAUACUAUAGAGAAAUGCUUUUCAGAUGGAUUGGUUAAAGUUUUAGUGUGCACCUCUACCCUGGCAUGGGGCGUCAACCUACCAGCUCAUUGCGUCAUGAUCAAGGGAACGGAAAUAUACGAUUCUCAAGCUGGUGGCUUUAAAGAUUUAAGCAUACUCGACGUAACUCAAAUAUUUGGUAGGGCCGGAAGGCCUCAAUUUUAUACGGCGAAAACUUCGAACAAUACCGUAAACGAGUCGCCAAAUCCAAUGGAAGAAAUGAAAGAAAUCAAACAUAAAGGCCCUUCAUCUCGCAAUAAAUUUGCCAGUGACGGAGGCGAAGCCAUUCUUUUAACCACUCAUGACAAGCUCUCGCAUUUUAUAACUGCGCUUAUCAGAAAAUCUCCCAUCGAGAGUCGUUUCAGCGAUUACUUAUGUGAUAAUUUGAAUGCUGAAAUAGCUUUAGGCACCGUCAGCAACAUAGACGAAGCAGUUGAAUGGUUGGCCUAUACCUACUUUCACGUUAGGAUGAAAGCUAAUCCAUUGGCCUAUGGCAUUAAUUACGAACAACUCAGGGUCGACCCAGAUCUUCGUCAGCACGAAAAAAAUAUUAUCAUGUUCGCUGCUAAUCAGCUCGAUAAGGCUAGAAUGAUACGUUACGACACUACCAAUGGUUAUCUAUAUUCUACUGAUGUGGGACGAGUUGCCAGUCAUUUUUACGUUAAUUUCGAAACGGUCGAAUUGUUUAAUCAAUACCUUGAUCCUAAUGUCACUGAAGCUAGAAUUCUAAGUUUGGUGUCCAAGAGUUCCGAAUUUUCCCAAAUCAAGUUAAGAGAGGAAGAAAUGGACGAAUUAACAACACUAUCAAGUCAAGCCUGUCCUUUGCCCAUCAUGAUAAACGAUAAUUUCAUGUCUAGACCUCUUCCCAACACUUCUUUCCAAGAUAGUGGGGUGGGAAUCGAGGGUUCUGAAUUCGCAAAAACCAACAUAUUGAUUCAAGCCUACAUAUCAAGGGAAAAACUCGAUUCCUUUUCCCUAGUCUCCGAUACCAAUUACAUUAGUCAAAACAUUUGCAGAAUUAUAAGAGCCCUAUUCGAAAUAGUACUAAGAAAAGGGUGGCCAGUCGCCGCUGGCAGACUUCUGAACUUGGCCAAGGUUGUCGACUUGAGAUGUUGGAGUUUCGAGAGCUCUCUUAGACAAUUUUCGGUACUAAAUCAAGUAAUAUUGGAAAAAUUAGAGGAUAAACGCUUGACGAUUGAUAAACUUAGGGAUAUGGAGGCCACUGAAAUUGGCCACAUGGUUCAAAAUAUAAAAAUGGGCCCUACUAUCCAACAGCUGGCCAUGAAUUUCCCUCUCCUUCAAAUGGACGCCAUUUUGCAACCCAUAACUCGUUCUAUAUUGCGUAUUAGGAUUAACAUAACACCAGACUUCAUUUGGAAUGAUAAAAUCCACGACACUUCCGAAUCCUGGUGGAUAUGGAUCGAAGACCCCGAGAACAAUCAUAUAUACCAUCAUGAAUAUUUUACUCUCACCAAAAAACAAGUCCUGAACUCCGCGAGAGCCAAUUACAAUGCCGAAGAGAUUAUCGGUAAAAAUUUAUCGAACAAAUUCAAUUCCAGUGCCAUGCAUAGUUGUCUAACUUUCACGAUUCCCUUAUUCGAACCCAUGCCUCCGCAGUAUUACAUAAGGGCCGUCUCGGAUAAAUGGAUAGGAUCUGAAAAUAUAUUGCCAGUUUCCUUUAGGAGUCUCAUAUUGCCAGAACAUCACCCGCCUCAAACUGAUCUACUAGACCUUAACCCUCUCCCGGUCACCGCAUUAGACAAUCCGUAUUUAGAGGUUCUCUACAAUUUCACUCAUUUCAACCCUAUUCAAUCUCAAGUUUUUCAUUGUAUGUACCACACUGAUUAUAAUGCCCUUAUCGGCGCUCCAACCGGAUCAGGCAAAACUAAUAUAGCUGAAUUGGCCAUUUUUAGAUUAUGGAGAGAAUACCCGGGCCAUAAGGCGGUCUAUAUAGCCCCGCUCAAAGCCUUAGUCAAAGAAAGGGUGAAAGAUUGGUCCGUUAGAUUCGCGAAAAUUCCUAAAAAAUGUUUAUCUUGCCAAACCUUUGAACUGGACACCAGGAAAUUCAACGAAUUCCCGUCGACCUCGUCUACUAGUCUGGAAGAAGAUUGUAUAAAAAUAGUGGAACUAACUGGCGACCAUACACCCGACGUGCGAUCCAUAGCUAGCGCGGAUCUGAUUAUAACGACCCCCGAAAAGUGGGAUGGAAUAAGCAGAAAUUGGCAGACCAGGAAUUACGUCAAGCGAGUCAAUUUAAUAGUGAUUGAUGAAAUACAUAUGCUAGGGAAUUCUAGAGGCCCAGUUCUUGAAGCCUUAGUCUCUAGGACGAAUUAUAUAUCAUCUCACACCCAUAUGCCCGUAAGAAUCGUGGGGCUAUCUACUGCAUUAGCUAAUCCCAAUGACCUUGCGAAUUGGUUGGGUAUUGAAAAAGUUGGGCUUUUCAAUUUUAGACCAUCCGUUAGACCUGUACCAUUGGAAGCUCAUAUCUCUGGAUUUCCUGGCAAACACUAUUGUCCCCGGAUGGCUACUAUGAAUAAACCCACCUAUCAAGCUAUCAAAACCUAUUCGCCUACCAAACCUACUAUAAUAUUCGUAUCAUCUCGUCGCCAGACUCGGCUCACUGCUGUCGACCUCGUAGCUUACUUAGCCUUAGAACCUAACCCCAAGCAAUGGCUUAAAAUGGCCGAUAUCGAAAUGGAAAAUAUAGCUACAACUAUCAAAGAUAGCCAUUUAGCCCACUUCCUCUUAUUCGGAAUCGGUAUGCAUCACGCUGGUCUCCACGAGAAAGAUAGAAAAAUUGUAGAAGAACUUUUCGUUUCGCAAAAAAUUCUGGUGUUAAUAGCCACGAGCACCCUAGCCUGGGGAGUUAAUUACCCAGCUCAUUUGGUUGUGAUAAAAGGAACGGAAUAUUUUGACGGCAAAACUCACAAAUACGUCGAUUUCCCUAUAACCGACGUUUUGCAAAUGAUGGGCCGCGCCGGAAGACCCCAAUAUGAUGAACAGGGAGUCGCUGUUAUACUAGUUCAGGACUCUAAAAAACAUUUUUAUAAAAAAUUCUUGUACGAGCCGUUUCCUGUUGAAUCUAAUCUUUUAGAGGUACUUCCUGAUCAUAUAAAUGCGGAAAUAGUAUCAGGAACAAUUCAAAAUAAGCAAGAAGCCUUAGAUUAUUUGACAUGGACUUAUUUUUUCAGGAGACUUUGGAAAAAUCCUUCGUUUUACGGGUUGGAAGACAUGGAAACUAAUUGCGCAAACCUGUAUCUUUCAUCCCUGGUGGAAAAAACUGUAUUAGAACUAGAAAAUUCUUUUUGCCUAUCUGUUCAAGAGGAUAGCAGAACACUAGAGCCCACUACCCUGGGUAGGAUAGCUUCAUUUUACUACUUAUCGCAUAUGAGCAUAAAAGUCUUCAAGGAUAAAUUAUCAUCCAACUCUUGCUCCAUUGAAUUGCUCCUUACGGUUAUUUCUUCCGCCGCUGAAUAUAACGAAUUGCCAGUAAGGCAUAACGAAGACGCCCUAAAUGCCGAACUUUCCGACUGCGUGCCUUACAAAGUUGAUCCUUUCACAUUCGACAGCCCUCACACCAAGGCUAACCUGCUCAUGCAAUGUCAUUUUGGGCGCAUUAAGUUGCCUUCCUCUGAUUACUAUACCGACACCAAAUCAAUGUUAGACCAAAUUUUCAGAAUUUUGCAAGCAUUACUAGAUAUGGCCGCGGAGGAAGGAUGGUUGGCGGUGUCUUUGCUCCUGGUCAAUUUUAUGCAAAUGUGCGCUCAAUCUAGAUGGGUUGAAGAUUCAUCUCUAACCACUCUACCUUUCAUUAAUUCAGAUCACCUCCAUUUUUUCGAAAAUGUUACCUUGAAUGGUAAAAUUAUUGACAUUGUGAACAUACCCCAAUUGGUGAUUUAUUGUCAAGAUGAGCGGGUCAACUUGAAAAAUAUUCUAACUGAUACUCAUUAUUUUACCAAUCCUAAGAUAGAUGAUAUAUUUUCUGCCUUAAUGAGAUUUCCUAUGAUAAAGAUUGACAUCUCGCUUUAUUUUCAAGAAUCCACUGCUCAAUCAAUUUUUAUCAAUUUGCAAAGGAAAACAAGACUUUCUGCCGAUGAAUGGCCCAAUGUAUUUUCCGAUCAGGAAUUAGCCAUGACCGUUAAACUCACACGAAUUAAUAAAAAUAAGAAAAAAGGUAGCAAAGCAUAUUGCCCUAAAUUUCCUAAAGAAAAAGAUGAAUCAUGGGUCUUGAUUUUAGCGGAAUCCGAAAAGACUGAAUUAGUAGCUCUUAAACGAGUAGGCUGUGUUUACGAUGUUCUCCAAACCACUUUAUUAUUUACUACCCCUUCCAAACCAGGUCGAUUUAUAUACACAUUCUACUUGAUGAGCGAUAGCUAUAUAGGUCUAGAUCAACAAUACGAUAUAUGUCUGAACAUUCUAUUACCCACCAAUAAAUGAAUUGUUAAAAUUUAAAAUAAAUCUUAUAAAAGUCAAUUAUUUAUUUUUUAAAAAAGGUAUUUAUUUAUAAAUUACUACUCAU